AUGGCCGCGUCCGCCCGUCGUCUGUGCCACAUCGCUUUCCACGUGCCCGCGGGGCAGCCCCUUGCCCAAGAUCUGCAGCUUCUCUUCGGGUUCCAGCCCCUGGCGGUGCGGGAAGCAGACGGCUGGCGGCAGUUGGCCCUGCGCAGCGGCGACGCGGUCUUUUUGGUGAACGAGGGCGCUGGGCCCCAGGAGCCCCUGUACGGCCUGGACCCACGUCAUGCUGUGCCCAGCGCCACCAACCUGUGUUUCGACGUGGUGGAUACGGGCGCUGCCGCCCGGGCGUUGGUUGCGCGGGGCUGCAGCGUGCCGGUGCCCCCUGUUAGCGUGAGGGAUUCUCAGGGCACCGCCACCUAUGCCGUGGUCAGAUCACCUGUGGGCAACCUCAGCCUGACUCUGCUGGAGCGCGCCGGCUUCGGAGGGCCUUUCCUGCCGGGCUUCAGGCCUGUGCCCUGUGCAACCCGCCCAGGCUGGGUCAGCCACGUGGACCACCUGACCCUGGCCUGCACCUGUGGCAGCUCCCCAACAUUGAUGCGCUGGUUCCACGACUGCCUAGACUUUCGCCACCUGCCACUGAGCCCAGGUGAGGAUCCGGAGCUGGGCCUCGAGGUGACAGCAGGAUCUGGGCCAGGGGGACUGAAGCUCACCGCCCUGCAGACCAUGCCAGGCAGCUCUGCCCCCACCCUUGUACUGGCUGAGUCCCUGCCAGGGGCUGCCAGUGGACAGGACCAGGUGGAGCAGUUCCUGGCCCGGCACAGGGGACCAGGACUGCAGCACGUGGGGCUGUACACGCCGAACAUAAUAGAAGCCACUGAACGGGUAGCAGUGGCGGGGGGCCAGCUCCUGGCUCCUCCUGAGGCAUACUACCAGCAGCCGGGCAAGGAAAGGCAAAUCCUAGCUGCUGGGCAUGAGCCUAGCCGGCUAGCCCGACAGGGGAUCCUGCUAGAUGGCGAUGAAGGCAAGUUUCUGCUUCAAGUCUUCACCAAGUCUCUCUUUCCAGAGGACACCUUCUUCCUGGAGCUGAUUCAGAGGCAGGGGGCGACAGGCUUUGGCCAGGGCAACAUCCGGGCCCUGUGGCAGUCGGUGCAGGAGGAGCAAGCCUCCAGGAACCAAGAAACCUGA
Molecule: messenger RNA, 1119 nt
Organism: Puma concolor (puma)
Lineage: Eukaryota; Metazoa; Chordata; Mammalia; Carnivora; Felidae
Gene: HPDL
Product: 4-hydroxyphenylpyruvate dioxygenase like
Biological process (GO): aromatic amino acid metabolic process
Molecular function (GO): 4-hydroxyphenylpyruvate dioxygenase activity
Source: RefSeq, a predicted model, not a curated record